Molecule: messenger RNA, 804 nt
Organism: Dentiscutata erythropus
Lineage: Eukaryota; Fungi; Glomeromycota; Glomeromycetes; Diversisporales; Gigasporaceae
Source: the annotation of a GenBank genome assembly
AUGUCUUGUACUGGUAAUGGGUUAUCUAAUGGCCCGCUUUCACAUUUUGCAAAUAAGUUCUUUCAAGAUUAUGGCGUUGCUUCCUCGACAAGUAAAUUAAUAGAACAAGGAAGAAAUACGGCAAAUUCCUUUCAUUUUUCAAAUUUUGAAAGAAAGGGGCAAGAAAAUGGUAGAAAUAAUUAUGACGAGGAGUUGAACAGCUGGAACCAUUUUAUCCAACGGAGUGAAGAUAAUGGAAACUGGCUCACGACCGAAUUCAUGAUUUCAGAACAGGGAGUAGAAGAAGAGUUUCGACAAGAAUGGAGUGAUGAGAAAUUCACCGAGAUUUAUAUCAAACAACGCGGGCUGGACCGACCUCAUAAAGAUAAAACAUCUUUACAGAAUAAUUUGAUACAUCCUUGUGAGAAUUCUUUCGUUCAAGAGUUUUUAAGCAUUUCGGCGUGCCAAGAUUCAUCCUCACUCCAAUUUUCACUUGAAGAGUAUUCUUCGUUUAUGACCAACGAUCAUGCUACCACGUACAAUACUCUACAUAACGACUUACUCCAAGCUCAAAUUUACCUUUUCGAUCACCUUCUGUCUGCUAUCUUAAAAUAUCCAAUGACAACUACUUGUAGACCCUCCCCAGAAGCGGAAUGGGAUUGGGCUAGGUUAUUUUCAUCCUCGAGAUGGUGUAGUAAUGACAAGGAUGACAAUGAUAAAAUUUCAGAUAGUGAAUAUCUACAAAGUAUAGCAUUAGAAAGAUUGCAACUUUUUUUGGGACAUAUAAUUGAUUCUGAUAUCGAGCAGAAGAAUAGGAUAUCAUGA